This is a messenger RNA of Ostreobium quekettii, 4266 nucleotides long. Lineage: Eukaryota; Viridiplantae; Chlorophyta; Ulvophyceae; Bryopsidales; Ostreobiaceae. The record is from the annotation of a GenBank genome assembly.
AUGGUUGUUGAGGUGCCCCUGAUCUCCGCGCCGGACCUGGGCAUGAGCUCGGGGAAGGUUGACGAUUCUCAUCGAAAGAAGCAGCAGGGCGGGGUAGAGCUGGUGGCUGGCCAGGAAGCCGUUGGGAGGCCGGCGACUGUUCGGGACGUCGCUGCUGCGGUCUGGGAGGACGGCAAGAUAACGGCCUUUGAAAGGGACUCAGGACGACACCGCUUUCGAAGUAACAGCGACGGGCAGGAGCGGUGGUUGUGCCUGGGAAGGAGCAUCUUCCGUUGGCUGGCGCCACACCCCGCUGGCGCCCCGCCAAACCCUACCUUCAAGGACUUCCCGGGGCAGGAGGCGGCGAUCGGCUGGAAGGUGAAGGUGUACUGGAGUGAGAUGGGGCGCUGGUACGUGGGAUACGUGAAGAGCUUUGACCAGAAGACCGGCCGGCAUAUUGUCAGGUUUUGUGACGGGGACGUGAGAGAUUACAGUCUUCGAGAGGAGGCCGUCCUGUGGGUGGAGAAGCCCGCAUCGGGCAGGGAGUCGAGGAAACGGCCGCGCAAAGAUUCCGGACUGGACUCUUCGGGUAGGUCGCCCACGGCGCGUGGCAAGAGGAACAAGGACCUGCUGGGAGUGGGGCCAAGAUCGGGAGCGACGGCCAACGGGGCGGAGAGCGCCAGCAGAGAGGAGGAGGUCUCCAGCGGGGUGAUGGACCCCAGGCUGGCACAAUCCGGCGGCGGAGCGGACGACGCGGAGGGGGGCGCGGGAAGUGAGCGCGCAGGCUGCGAAGGCGACAACUGCCCUGCGGCAGGGGACAAGCGGGCUCCUGUGGUUGAUUCGUGCAAGACCAGCACGGCAGAAGUGCAGACGAAUGACCAUGACAAGCAGCAGCCCUCUCAGCCGUCUGCAGCGACAUCCAAGAGAUCUGGUGGGAAGACUCCAGGCACCUCUUCUGACAACACAAAGGGGGCAGAAAAUGGCGCCAGAAAAUUGGAAAACAACCAUGAAGUGGUGUUUCGGAGGCUGCGACAGCGCAAGAGCCCAAACAAGCCAUCAGGUGCUGCAACAAGCCAAGUUCCAGCCAAUCCCCAUUUAAACAUUCUCCGGACACGUGUGGCCAUCUGGUGGGAGGAAGACAUGAGGCACUACAGGGGUCAGGUCACUUCCUACCGGGAAGAGACAGGAGAAUACCUCAUUGCUUAUGAUGAUGGCGAGAGUGAAGAGGUCCUGUUGACCAAGGAGCGCUUCCGCUGGAUCGGCCCCAGAGGCAAAUCUGUGGGCUACAACUCAAGCAUGAGGGACAUCAUGCUUGAGCUAGGGGCUGAGGGCCUAUCUGCAGAGCCUAAUGCGAAUCCGUCACCGCCAGAGAGUGUUGUGAAUGAAGGUCGACCAACCACGCCAGGAGAGAUGAUUGGGCGGCGUGCUUUUGUAUUUUGGGCUGGUGAUGGCCAGUACCACGAGGCAGAGGUGCUGGCCUAUGACAAGAGGCGUAAGGUGCACCUGGUGUGGUACCAUGAUGGUGAGCAAGAGUGGCUGGACAUGGGGAGUGAGAGUGUCGUGUGGGGAGACACUGCAAGAGGCUGCACGUUCGCGGCAGGUCUUGAGGCUGGUGAGGAGCCGCCUCGUGGACGGGCAGCUGUGGGCUGGCGGGUGGGUGUGUUCUGGAAAGAGGACGGUCGGUUCUACGAGGGCACAGUGACCAACUACAACACCGGGACAGGCAGGCACGACGUCAACUACGACGAUGGCGAGGUAGAGAACCUGUCCCUGUCAUCUGAGAAGGUCAUCUGGAAACUGCCGGCUGGCGUAGGCGGCAAGGGUGGCAAAAAAGGUGGAAAAUCGGACAGGAGAACCGUGGCGGCGAAGAAAGGCGCCCAGCAGGCCGGCGCGAAAAAGGCAUCCGCAACGCCGGAGAAUACGGCGCAGGAUGAUGCUCGAGGUGAGCAGGUCACACCGCCCCAGCAGGCGCUUGCCCCUUCAAAAGCCAAGGCGAAGUCAACGGGGAAAGGGAAGUCGAAGACUGGAAAGCUCGCUGCAACCAAGCGCAUGGUGGGCCCAAAAGGCCAGAUGGCACAGAAGAGGCAGCGGGCAUCAGCACAAGAUGGCUCUGGUGAGCGGCGCAUGGAUCAGAAGGACCCUUCAGCUGGGACCCUGCCUACCAGGGUGCCGAAGCAUCCAUUAGAUCGUGGCAGCACUCCAGGCUCGUUGGCAGAGGACAUGGCCAAGGAUGGCAAUGAUCAGAAUUUGCAGGGUUGCAACUAUGCUGCAGAGCACACAGCCAAGAUCGGAAGCGGAGAGCACCCUGCAGUGGGCAAGUUGCCUACUGGCAGCGACAGUCUUGAUCUCAGGGACCGGAAGGCUCUGCGAUGCAGUAUUGCAGCGCCUGUGGGAAAUGUGGAGACUGGUGAGAGGGUGUUGUCUGAUGCUUGGGACCCCAUCGAGGUGUCAUCUCCCCUGAAAGUGGAGAGUGCCAAUCAGGUGCAUAACUUCUCUGUCUCAGGCUGGGAGAAAAACAACCAGAGAAAGGGGCCCAGUGCGAACGUCCAGCCUGUGCAGGACCCAUUGAGCAGAGACGGCACUGAUACUGGCUCUGAGCAGUUUGGGGACAGUAGGGGCCCUUGGACUGACGAGGCUCGUGAUGGAUCGGCACCCCCGUCACCUGGAACUCAGGCUGCACAGCACAAGGCUGCCCGCUUAGAGUCUAUGGAUGUGGAUGAGAACCAAACACACCAAAGCAUGGAGGACGAGAUACCUACAGGGCCUGACUUGAGCCUAUUCAAGGAUGGUGGGCUGCCCAAUGUGGACGCCACAAGGGUUGUGCGGCUGCCUGAAGAAUUUGGUAGCCUGCAAGUCAGAUUCCGCAUAACUGCUGGCAGUCAUGGAGGUGCACCUUCUUCUGAACCGAAACCAGCUGGCAGGAACAAGAUUCCAAGCAUUCCCUACCAGGUGGAAGAUGGGUAUGGAAACCAAACUGGAAAUCCAAAGGCCCAACUGCAGCGCCGUCUGGCCAUGGCAGGGCAGUUCCUGUCAACGCUGGAAAAGUUUGAAAAUGCACAUAUGACACUGGGCAGGCUUCCAUCUGCUUGCGACUUGCAUGCUCUGGAGGUGGCUGUGGCGCAGGGCAAAAGGCGCCGGCGCAGAAACGCGAGGCCUGCAAGAGGGCCUUCUGUAUCGGGUGGACUUGUGGAGGCUUCUGGCCCCAAGAGCAGUGAUUUCAGCCAGGUUUCAUUCCUGAGAAGGCACUUGUCCUCAUCGUCGUCGGGCAGCUUGAAGCAAAAGGCCACCCCGCACAGCAGUGCGCCCCAGGAGCAGCAGCCCAUGUCUGGAGAUCAGGAGGCUCUGCAACAGGAGCGCAAGACCAUUGGUAUAAAGGAACCAAAGGAUGAGCACAAGAUGUUGAGCGCAGCAGAACCUGGUAGCAAUCGCAAGGCUGUGGGUAUCAAAGAGCCAAGGGAGGAGCUUAAGUCGUUGAAUGUCAAGGAGCCAGGGAAUGGGUGCAAGGUGGUGAGUGAUAAGGGGCCAAGGGAAGAACACAGAGUAUUGGUUGUGAAAGAGCCAAGGAGGUCAGCUGUGGGUGGGAGGGGAGGUACUAGGGAUAGUGGUGUGCGCCCUGUGCAUGUCCAUGAUGCAAGGAGCACCCUGCCAGGCCGGUUGUACACUGGUGCAGCACAGACGUCGUCUUGCUUGGUGCUCCAGAUGCCCCCCACGAGUGGAGCCCAGAUUGGGGUGUCCAGCGUGCCUGCAAUAGCCCCUGCGUACUACCUGACAGAAUACUCAGUUGAGGACCCAGUUGCUGGUGCUGAGCCUGACAGCGACGCCGUAAAGCCUGUUUCGUCAUCAGACACUAUGCGGGUAACGCCAUCGGAUGCAAGGGAGCAAAGCAAAGAUGACUGUGAGGCACAGAGGGCCACAGCAGACACAGUUGUAGAUGCAACGCCCCUUGGUGAACUGCGUACUGGGAGUGAGCGGUGCAUCCAGCAGCGUGUUGAUGUGGUGACCCAGCCGAUGGCGGUGCUGCAAGCUGAUAAGCUAUGCGACCCAAGCACAGGGGCCCCUGAUGAGAACCGUGUGAGCCAUCCAGACAAGACUGAAAGGUGCGCAGAUUUGCCGGAAGCUGCUGGGAUGCAGGCAUCUGAUGAUCUGGAGGAUCUGAUGAUCGGAGUGUCUGAUGGGAGGGACGCUGGCGACAAAGAUGGCCACUCGGAUGAGGAGCCUCACAGUGGUGUGAGGAGGGUUCUAGAGACGUGCCAGAGUCGAACGGACGUUGCUGCGGGGAACGAUUGA